Molecule: messenger RNA, 2855 nt
Organism: Xenopus laevis (African clawed frog)
Lineage: Eukaryota; Metazoa; Chordata; Amphibia; Anura; Pipidae
Product: cAMP-dependent protein kinase type 1
Exons: 9
Coding region: 110-1753 (547 amino acids)
Source: RefSeq, a predicted model, not a curated record
CAGUGAGUAGGAGAGAGUAGGAGUUUUAGGCUAGCGAGAGCUAAAUUUAUCCAAAUUGCGAUUAAAAAUAAAAAAAACUUAUAGGAGGUAUAGUAUAGGAGUAAAGGACAUGGAUUUGAGUGAGAAAAGGAAUGAGAGUCCGGCUGGACAGGUAGGAAAUGUAGUGAAAAGCUGCAUUGAAGAGAGGACCAACAAGGAUUGGAUCAGGAAUUCAGGAGAAACAAAAACAGAAUAUUCCAAAAAAAGCUGCAUUAAUGCACAGACAAGUCAAGAUAGGAGAAGAAGUGGUGAGAAACAGACAGAACACAAAGAGAAGACCAUUAAAAGGAGAAGAAAUGAAGACAGACAUAUUCAAAAAGAAAGCCAGGCAGAGAAGACCAGUAAAGAUGUGAGUAUUGAAAGGAGAAAAUUGGAAGAAGGACAGAUAGUAAAGGAAAACCAGGCAGAGAAGACCAGCGAAGAUGAGAGGAUUAAAAGUAGAGGAUUCGAAGAAGGACAGAUAGAAAAGGAAAGCCAAGCUGAGAAGAAGAGCAGUAAGGAUGCAAGGAUUAAAAGGAGAAGAGUUGAAGAAACACCGUUACAAAUGGAAAACCUUGCAUACAAGAAGACCAGUGAGCAUGAAAGCUAUAAAAUUAUACUGCUUGAGAAACAGAAGAAAAAAAUCACAGAAGAAAACACUAAAGGAACAAAUAUAGAGCAAAAGGAAGAGAGGAAUAAAAGAUCAAGAGCAGAAGACCCCUUAGAAAGUGGAAGCAUACAGAAGAGACCCUGUCUGGACAUUGAAAGACCUGCUCCCCUGGAUAUUAACAGCUACAACUUCCACACUAUACUUGGACGAGGAGGCUUUGGCUGGGUGAUGUUGGCUUCUUUUAGGCCAAAUAAACAACUCGUGGCAAUGAAGAUCUUGAAGAAGAAGUCUGAGAAGAACGACUGCCAUGCCAUCGCUAAAGAGGCCCGUCUACUGAAAAUCAGCAGAGAAUGUGCAUUUUUAUGCCAUUCUUAUGCAGUUUUUCAGUCAGAGCUGGAAUCCUUCUUUGUAAUGGAAUAUGCCAGUGGGAAUUCUUUAUGGGAAAUGAUUCUGCGUGAACGAAAGCUACCAACAUCAAGAAUCAUGUUCUACACAGCAGAGAUGGUGGUUGCCCUCCAGUUCCUGCAUUCCAAGGGAAUCAUUCAUCGUGAUCUCAAGCCGGAAAACAUACUGAUUGAUAAAGAUGGCCAUAUAAAGAUCUGCGACUUCGGCAUUGCAGAAGAGAACAUCAUUGGCCAGAGGACGGCCCACGGCUUAGCAGGAACCCCUGGAUACCGGGCACCAGAGAUUCUAUUAAAUGAGGACUACAAUGCAGCUGUGGAUUGGUGGUCUUUUGGGGUUACAAUGUACAAAAUGGCCACAGGAGUCAUGCCGUUUUCAGCAUCAGGCAGCAUUCAAAAACAGCUUUAUACAAUUAUUAUGAAACCACCAUAUUACCCAUGUGAUAUGAACGAGGAAAUGCUGGACCUCCUGCCUAAGCUUUUGGAGAUUGAUGAGACUGAACGGAUUGGACUGAAUGGUAACAUCAGGGAGCAUGCUUUCUACAGCAACAUCAACUGGGAAGAUCUGGAGAACCGAAGACUGGAGACCCCUUUUCAGCCAGGAAUGCCACCUCUAGACGACGUCGAGGAAUAUCCAAUGACUUUCUCCCCUCAAUGUUCCAAUGAAAGAAACAAUCUGAAAGAUUUCUCCGAAGUGGAUCCCAACUGGAAUUGGCAGGAGUAAGGCAUUACCCCUGUUCUAACAUGGGACACCAUCUUUAGUUGCUGCCUGUAACAACCUGAGGCCCUUAACAUUGUAACAUCUAUGGCAAGCUCCACCCCUAAACAACCAAUCCACCUGUAUUGCCAAACCUAAACCAUCUCCUGUAAAUAUCACCUGGUUUUACCAUCAACACCAGCACCAGACGGGAUCUUUGACUGUAGCUUCUAAAGGAUGGAAAAUAGAAAGGUACAGGGGUGAGUUUACAUCUUGAAUGAAGAUUAAUAAAUAUAACCAGUUAAACCCCACUCCCAAACUUCUGCCUCCCUCCUAUUCCCUUACCCAUCAUUAACUCUUAUCCUAAGUGGCUCAUGCCAAUGGCAUUAUUAUAAAGGAAGUAGACCCCAUGGUCGCGGGGGGCCUGGGUCUACUUCCUUUAUAUUGUCUCUCUCUCCUACUCCCUUAUCCCUGAUUUCCCUCAUCCUGAUCAGUAACCACACCAAACCUCUGUCAUUCUCAUAUUCCCUUACCUGUGAUUAACCCCUUUCCUAAAUGGGCCACACCAUUAGCAUAACUAUAAAGGAAGCAGACUCCCUGGCCGCGGGGGGCCCAGGUCUACUUCCUCUAUGUUUUUCCUCCAACUCCCUUUCCUCUGAUUUCCCUCAAUCCUAACCAUUACACAACACCUCAAACAUCUGCCUUCCUCCUAUUCCUUUACCUGUGAUUAACCCCUAAGCAGUGGUGUAACUAUAAAGGAAGCAGACACCCUGGCCGCGGGGGGCCCAGGUCUACUUUCUCUAUACUGUCUCCCUUCUGCUCCCUUAUCCCCAAUUUCCCUCCUUUGUAAUCACUACUAAACUCCUGCCUCUUUCCUAUUCCCUUACCUGUGAUGACAUAACUAUAAAGAAAGCAGACCCUGUGGCUGCGGGGGGCCCAGGUCUACUUCCUCUAUACGGUCUCCCUUCUACUCCCUUUCCAGCCCCAUUCUCUAUUCUCUCCCAGCACCUUUCCUAGCCUGUUCCCAUUUUAUGUGCAUGUGUGAGUAUUUAUGCUGUGUGAGUAUGUAUGCUGUAUGUGAGUGCUGUGUGAGUGUGUGUGAUAUGAGUGCUGUGUGUAUGAGUGCUGU